AUGUUAAAACGUUCAAAUCCACAAUGGAGCAAGGUACCACGGACAUAUAUUGUUCUUCGGACUAUCGGUGAACUGAAAAGCCUCGACAAUCUCAUUGACGAAGGCUUUUCUGAUUACUGGUUUCCUGUUACCGAACGACGCUUACCAGGUUGUUUACGGCCAAGUGUUCGGGCAGCGUUCGUUGGUGCUCAGAGUCUAGUAUUAACGAAAUCGAUAGACCUCGAGAGGGGUGAACAUGGGCAGCAUCGUCAUUUCGAGCAAGGGGAAUCUCCCCCUCUUGAGUCAAAAGGAAUCUUAGGCAAUGGUGGAUUUGGCCAAGUCGAUAUAGUUCUCAGUCAGAUCAGCUUCAAGGAGUAUGCUAGGAAGCGGGUACUUCGAAGUUCCGCUUUUAGUGACCGGCGGAAGGAAGGUAUACAGCAGUUCAUCGCCGAGAUCCAAAUCUUAAAGCGCCUAAAGCAUCACCACCACGUCGUAGAAUUUGUCGGAAGCUAUACAGACGCUAGAUACAUUGGCCUAAUAAUCUCUCCUGUUGCGGAAAUGGACCUGGCUGCCUAUUUAAGACGCGCUACUGCAUCUCAUCACCAUGAGAUACGAACCUUCUUUGGCUGCCUGGCUAGCGCACUUGAGUUUCUGCAUGAGCAGAAAGUUCGACACAAGGACAUCAAGCCGGGCAACAUUCUUGUACACCAUGGGAACGUCUUGUUUACAGACUUUGGCUUAUCUCUCGACUUCACAGAUGCAAGCGGCAGUACCACCAUGGGCAUGGUGAACUGGAUGACUAGCAGAUAUUGCGCGCCGGAAGUUGCUCUGCAAGAGUCUCGAAACACAAUGUCCGAUAUUUGGAGCCUAGGUGUUGUCUUUAUGGAGAUGAUUGUGAUUCUUAAGGGCAAGACGAUUCAGGACAUGGAUGAGUUCCUAGAGCGUCGUGGAUCGCGGCAAACUCUUAUUCGUACAAAUACUGCUGCCUUGCCGGAGUUUGUUGCUGAGCUUGAAGGGAUAGGGGUGUCGUCAGAUAAUAGAGCCCUUAGCUGGACUCAACAGAUGCUCUCAACAGAGCAGCAACUGCGUCCGACUGCAUCCUCCCUAGUCGCAUCUAUCAUGGCUUCUAGCCAGGGAAGGGAAAUGACGGGUUUUUGUGGGAUAUGUUGUGUUUAUUCCGAAGAGGAGUUUUCUAAUUGA
Molecule: messenger RNA, 1179 nt
Organism: Mytilinidion resinicola
Lineage: Eukaryota; Fungi; Ascomycota; Dothideomycetes; Mytilinidiales; Mytilinidiaceae
Product: kinase-like protein
Exons: 1
Coding region: 1-1179 (392 amino acids)
Biological process (GO): protein phosphorylation; regulation of cytokinesis; mitotic cell cycle
Cellular component (GO): cytoplasm; nucleus; centrosome
Molecular function (GO): protein kinase activity; ATP binding
Source: RefSeq, a predicted model, not a curated record